Molecule: messenger RNA, 1464 nt
Organism: Ectocarpus siliculosus
Lineage: Eukaryota; Phaeophyceae; Ectocarpales; Ectocarpaceae
Source: the annotation of a GenBank genome assembly
AUGCGGUCGCUCGCUGCAGAGAUGGCGAGCAUGAGAACGAGGAGAUACCACAGCGCAAUUUCCGCCAAAAAGGCUCCUGCCUUGACCAGAGCCUUGACCAUCACAGCGGUCGCAACAGGCGGAGCGGGAGGAGCAAUGCUGACUCUGAGUGCCAACCUUACUCCUCCGUACGCUGCAGCUGCGACACCUGCCAACUUGCCGGAGCGUCGCGACAGCCAGAGGCAUGGGGAUAGCAGCCCGUCGGCCAAGAUGUGGGAUUACUUGCGGUCGAGGCUGAAGAAAACGCUGAGGGGGCUCCUCUGGUCCCUGGAGAUGUUGCUUCUCUGGUCUCCUGUCGUUGUUUCUGGAGCUGCGGUGGGCGUGCUAUGCCAGCUGCCGCUUGUUCCCGAGGAGACUUCAUCGCACUUUUCAAAGCUGUGGUGGGCGUUCCUGUUGAAAGCCCUUGCCAGGAGCGGGCCCACAUUUAUUUAUAGGACUGCCCAAUGGGUCAAAGACCGACAGGACAGGCUUCCGACACAGGUUUGCAGCAAUGUACGGAAGCUAAACGCGUGCACCAGGGCCUCCUGCUUGACGGGCGGGGGAUCUUGGCGUGGUCUCGCAUGCGGUCUCGGCGACGAAGACAGGGAGACAGUACGCGUUCUCUUCUCCGCCGUCAUGGUAGGCGACGGGGAGCUGGCUGGUUCGGUGAUCAUCGAGCGGGCAAGAGACCAGCGGUGCACCGACCCUGAGGCCUUUUGCAAAGACGUGAACGAAGCGAUUCAGAGGGCUAGGCUUGGGGAGGCCCAGGCGGGGGAGUUGUUGGCGCGCAUCUUCAGGUUGUGCUUGAAGUACGAGGUGAGACUCGAGCCCAGGGUGGCACUUAAGGUGAUCACCGUGGCCGUCCUGGAAGGGCUCCACCGAACCCUUGCCCCCGACUGCAACAUGCUGACGGCUGCGCUACCGUCGGUUUUGACAGCCGUUCCAAUGAAGACGGCCGGCGCGGGGUAAAAGCGAGUUCUUCGCGCUGCCGGCGGCGUCGAGUGCAGCUGCGUGCAAUGGCCAGAGCAUCUACCAGAGACGUUUCUGCUGUCACUGCUGUGCGCAUGCCUCUCUGAAACGACAGCAGCGCAGCACCGCCUGCGCAGGAUUUUAAGAGUAUCUAGAAAAAGCAUAGGGAGGGGUCACGCAGACCCUACCCCUAACCCUAACCCUAACCCUAACCCCAAAGCACGGAUUGAAUACUUUAUCCCAUAUGAUAGCUUAAUCACUUUUGCUGCGUAGACUACUGGCAGUGCAGGGGAUCGAUCCUUUUUUUUAUCGUCGGGAACAGGACUGUAUACAGAUUUGUAGAUAUUUCUUCUUGGUUCGUUGGGGUCCGCGGGGCUCUUCUGUAGUCACAACACGUCAGCUGUGUGAGCUGUUGAGCUGGCCCUGCUGCCAAAGACUGCAUUUUCGUCUUGCAUCACCCCUUGGUGACAUGUGUCA